UCAACAACCGCCUGGCCUAGUGUCUCUUGCCGGUCACCUCACCACCGAAAGGGAUCUGAAAACUUCAACCAUGGGAGUCGAAGGCUGCACUAAAUGUAUCAAAUACUUGCUUUUCUUCUUCAACUUCAUCUUCUGGCUCGCAGGAGGUGUGGUCCUGGGCGUGGCACUAUGGCUUCGACAUGACGGCCACACCAGCAGCCUGCUAGAGUUGAAGUUUGACGGCCAACAAGCACCAACCACCUUCUUAAACAGUGUUCACAUCCUGAUCGCUGUUGGCGCGGUGAUGAUGGUUGUCGGGUUCCUCGGCUGCUAUGGUGCCAUUCAGGAGUCUCAGUGUCUUCUUGGAACAUUCUUUGCCUGCUUGGUGAUCCUGUUCGCUUGUGAGGUGGCAGCUGGAAUCUUUGGAUUCAUGCACAAAGAUUCGAUUUCCAAAGAGCUGAUUACCUUCUACGACAAUGUGUAUGACAACUCUCUAGCAAACACUUUAACAGACCAGGACAAGAAACAGGCUGCCGCUGCUGUGCUGAAGGUCUUCCAUGAGACAUUGGAUUGCUGUGGUAGGGGCAUCAGCAACCCGUUCACUACGUUAUUCACCCAAGGUUUGACAGACAUCUGCCCCAAGACAGUCUCCGCUUCCACUUCAGACUGUCAUGUGAAAAUCAAGGAGCUCUUUAAUGAGAAGGUUUACCUGAUUGGUAUCGCUGCCCUGAUAGUUGCUAUUAUUAUGAUCUUUGAGAUGACCUUUAGCAUGGUCCUGUGCUGUGGGAUCCGCAACAGCCCGGUGUACUAAAGUCCAGGGGGAAGGAGCAAGGGCUAGUGACCUCUGGAGACACUAGCCAAUGACUGAAGGAAAAUAUUUAUCUUCCUUUAUUUGGUUUUUAUAGCCUGUCACUUCCUCAAAUAGUUGCUUGCCAAUUUUGUCAGUUGUACAAGAUAAAAAAUGCAUCUUCUCACACAGUUUUUGAUAAUACAGUACCAACUAUUCUUGUCAGUCACAGAUAGCUGUUCAAUAUUUUGACUAAUGUUAGUCUGUACAAAAUGUUGAGGUUUACAUUGGCAUAGCAUUUACACACACACACACACGCACACACACACACACACACACACACACACACACACACACACACACACACACACGAGUACAGAUGCUGGAAUUAUUUUGUGUUAAUUGUGAAGUAUUUCUACUUUGCUGGAGUCCAAAACAUUGUAUUCUGUUGGUUUAUCAAUCUCUUUUCAAAUGAAUAUGUAUAAACUGUAUAUAUUUGCAGUGCUUUAUGACUGUCAAGCAUGGAUAUUGUAUUGAAUCCCUUCUCCCCAGAAUUUUCUGCACUAACUGCUUGUCUGCCUGAGUUUUCUCCAGAGAGAACAACCACUAAGAAACAGUGAAUGGAUACUAUUGAUUUUACUAUCCCGUUUAAAACCAAGAUAAUAGAGGUGAUAGUUUCCCCUGUGCUUUUAUAACAACUAGCAAUCUACGCCAUAAAGAGACCCCAUGCCUCCAAGCCUUAUGAGUGGAAUGUCCCAUCCUUCCCAACAACACCUUGUUCCUGUAAAACUACAUUGAAUGUCCUGUCCUUAACCUAUUGCUGUGUACUAUGCAUACCUACAGAAAUCUCACCUCUUAGGGUCCUGGGCUGGCGCAGCGGUCAAACGCACUGCACUGCAGUGCUGAGGCGCCACUACAGCCUGGGGUUCGAUCCCAGACUGUCACAACCGGCCGGGACUGGGAGCCCUAUAAGACGACGCAUAAUUGGCCCAGUGCCGUCCGGGGUAGGGGAAGGUUUGGCUGGUGGGGCUUUCCUUGGCUCAUCGUGCUC
Coregonus clupeaformis (lake whitefish) is the source of this 1817-nucleotide messenger RNA. RefSeq names its product CD81 antigen. Gene Ontology annotation, cellular component: membrane. The record is from RefSeq and is a predicted model, not a curated record. The transcript has a single exon. Lineage: Eukaryota; Metazoa; Chordata; Actinopteri; Salmoniformes; Salmonidae. The coding region runs from base 71 to 790 and encodes 239 amino acids.